This is a messenger RNA of Sturnus vulgaris (Common starling), 6890 nucleotides long. The record is from RefSeq and is a predicted model, not a curated record. Lineage: Eukaryota; Metazoa; Chordata; Aves; Passeriformes; Sturnidae.
AGGUAACAUUUGAUUAAGAUUUCUAUCACCUGAUAAUUUCUUCUUUUAUCCUUUUCUUCCUCACUACUAUGCUCCUCAAUUCAUUUAUUAACCUCUCUUUCCAAAUAAGAAUAAUUUUGUCAUCCAAGAUUCUAAUUUUCUACUUUAUCUGGACCAAUUCUCUUCCGUCACCCCAUUCCUUCAGUAUUAUGUUAUUUGCUUCAGGAAAUUAAACCAUGGCAUGCCAGCCAUCCUUCACAACCACCUCUGUUUUUUUUUUCUUUUCUCUCCACUUCUGUGCCACUCUCAGGUGCUCUAGUACCUCAGUGUGGUCUGACUUUACAGCUGCUCCUGCUUUGAGCAGGAGAGUGGACUUGGUCAGGGGAGGUCAUUAUCAACUUCUGUGAUCCUGUGAUACUGAUCUGCUUGCUUUCAAAGCAGUAACACAUUGAAGGGCUGGUUUUGGCUUGCAUUCCUAUGUGUUUGGAAUUCUCUACUCAGUCCCAAGUAAGAUUUAAAAAAAUAUUCUGCUCCUUCCAAGUGAUUGCAUUUAUUGUCUAGUAAGAAAAACUAUGUUCAAGGUAAUUUAAAACGGACACAAUCAAAUAAUAGGUUUUAUAUGUUGAUUAGCAGUAAAGAUAUUAAAGUAAGUUUAUCAUACUCUGUGUUCAAAGUAGUUGUACAAAGAAAGUACUUUAAAAUCCUUGUUUAGUGUCUUUUAUGUGAGAUCAAAUACUUGUUUAAUCUUGCACAGUAUUCUCCACAGAACCAAUUAACUUAUUCUUUUUAUAUGCUGCUGCUCAGAAAGUCUUUGUAAUUAACAGAAAAGUAAGCACUUUAAGCUUGUAUUUUUUAAAAGUACAUUUUUCAUAAGGUACAUAUUUCUUAGGAAAGUUUGUGAAAAGUAGAAGAAUUGAAAAUUUUAAUCUUAAUUUUUAGUAUCUUUUGGUUGUCACUGGAGGACAAUAAAAGCAACUGGCAAUUCUAGAUUUUUUUGUAGUGAAUUUCCUUUAUUAGGAGAUUCUAUGCUUUUGUCUUGAGCUUUAUAAUGAUUUAGUUGAAUGUAUAGCGGGCAGAAUUACAUCUGUUCUUAAUGUAACGUUUACCUAUGAGAUGUGACAAUACAAAAUCUGCAAAAUUAAAUUUAACUGUCGUUGCCUUUAAAUAGGACAUACAAUAUGCUUAAAGCACUGUCAGUAUUAACUUUUGGAAAUUAGGUAUGUAUCAGCUCUCAAAUGUUUUUAUUUCAAAAGAACCAAUAAUUUUUAAAAAAUUGAAUUUAAUAGAAAUUUUCAGUGAUUUCAUUUCAAUAGCAAAGAGCCCAGAAAAUUAACUCAUCAGAAUAAAGCUGUGUAAAAAUACAUUUUUUUGUAAUCUUAAUUCAAACCUCUAGAGAAGUUUUCUAAUUGUACCCUAUGCUUUCAUGCUCUGUUUUUCACUUGAAGAAGUUUUUCAAAAUUUUAUUAAUAAUUUUGGUGAUCUUUGUAAGAAAAUGAGAUGUUUUUAUUAAAACACAGUCUAGUAGGGAUGUUUCUCAAUCUUUAUAGAAAAAGAAGUACAUCAUUGUCUUUUUUUAAUGCAAACUGGAAAUGCUAUUUUUUCUUUUUGGAACUGUUUUCUUACAAGUCUUUAUUCUAGUACUUUCAUAAACCCCUCAUGCUACUGCCAUUUUUCUGUUUUAUCUUCCCCCAGUUCCCGACUCUUAAGCUGGGCAUUUUGUCUAACACUAGUAAUGUGUAUUUGAUAUUGCUGGAAGUUAGAACACUGCUUUUUACUACAGUAAAGACUGUUCAUGUUUCUAGUCUAUAAUAAAAUCAGUCUGCAGGCUUUAACUUAAAUUUAUGAGCAUGCUUGAUACUUUUCAUAGCUUUUCUUUUUUCUUUGAAGGCAAGGAGGAGGAAGAUGAGCAGGCAUAUGCCAAAAUGAGGUAUCUGGAACAUGAUCAUCUGUGUUCAGAAAUGUAACCUACUAACACAGGCAGGAAAAGCAUUUUCAUUAGCUAUUCAUGCAAAUAAUGACAGUUCACUUUUUCUAUUAAAAAGAUUUAUCCUGCUGUUCUGUAUACGUGAUAUCUUAUCUCUUUGAAAAUGUAACAAGCCCACUUGUAAUGCAAGGUGUGAAAGGCCCUUGUUGACUUAGUUUAAGAACAAGGGUAGUAAAACUGCUGAUCUGUGGACUAAGGCUUUCAUCUUUCAUAAUUACCUUUGAAAUACAGAACACCUUAGAAUGUGAUUCCAGGCCCACCAGGAUAAAUGUUAAUGGUGUCAUUGAUUGUUCAUCUCCAAUUGGUCAGUUUGACUAGUUUUAUAUAGCCAAAAAGACUAUGCUUUGGAAUAGACAUCAGAUGGCAGUAUUUCAUAGCAUAAAAGAAGAGAACUCUGUCUGUACAGACUGCAUUAUUUAAAAUAAGUACUUGGAGUUGUUAUGCAGUUGCUAAUACAUUUUACUAAGUAGAGAAAAAACAGUCUAACAGAGACUGUUAAAACAUUCCAGUUAAAAGCCUUUUAAUAUAUCAUGCUCUUAUCUUGUCUACUUGUUGAAGACCAGUUCUGUGUAUACUGCUCUUCCAAUCAAGAAGGUGUGGAAGCAGUUAUUGUGGUAGUUAUGUAUUAGUUAUGAUUUAGUCAAAUUCUUUUUCUGUCUGUGAAAUAACACUUCAUUUCCAGUUUUAAUUUUAUUCUUAAUGAAACAGCUUAAAAUUUUGUGGUUUUUAAACUUUUAAUAAUAUCUGGGCUUUAUUCUAUAUUUGGUCAGUGUUAAUUUUUAUAUAAUGAUUAAAUUUUCUAUAAAACCUUAGAAAAAUACACAAAGAUAUAAUGCAUAGUGAUUUUUGCAUUCUGUAGUGCUGUUCAAUACUGAGUUAAAUUUGCAAGUACAUUGUUAUCAAAUUUCACAUAUGACGCAGUACAGUUAAAACUUGUCUACAUAAUGGGGUUGGCACCUGAUAGCAAUGUCAUUCUUAAUGUAAGCUGACCUUUCCUCUGCUGUUCUGAUCUACUCCUGUCAGCAUCACGAUGUUCUCUUCAUAAUCCUCAUCAGGAAUUGUGGCUUCAGUGCUAAGUACAAAGGUGAUUCCUCUCCAUUGUGAGAGAAAGCUGCUUUUGCAGGAUUUCUGAUUUUGCUGUGAAACAGGGAGCAGUAUUUGCCUUUCACACCUGGUCAUGCAAUUGUAAAUGCCCUUCAUCUCACCGAAAGCCAAGAUGUGUGUGCCUCAAAGGAAAUUCUUAUUCACAAAGGAUAGCUGGAUUCUGAGACAAAGCAUAAGAGGAACAAUAUACUGCAACAAUGAAAAUUAUAUGAAACCAGUCUUCUGAUUUUAAAAAGAAAUCUGUUGCAGAGAAUUCUCUCACAAAAUGUUGAUUCUUUGUUCCUGUAGGAUGAACAGGAAGUAUGGUUAUAACUGAAAAGACUGUUGUUGUUACUGUUGCUAUAAAACAAAACUUCAAGCAAAUUUUCACCUGCCUCCUGUUAUUAGAGUUCAUCUCCUAUAAGUGAGUUAUCAACACAGUUGAACAUGUUUAUAAAAUCUUUGUUUUUUGUAAUGAAUGAAGUUAGAUAUUUUAUUAAAACUGAAAAAAAGUGCAAGGCCCAGGUUUGAUUUAAAAAGGUGUUGUAUCAUAAAAUUGCACCAAUAUCUUAUUUGCAUAAUUACAUGAAAAUUAAUAUGGAAUUUAUUAGCUGUAUGCAUUCACCAAAUAAAUGCAAGUAGUUUUGCCAUUUUAUCUUCUGGAAGUUCUCUUUGAAUAGCUUUUGCUAUUCUAUCUCCCCAUCAUCUGUAAAUAGAAAAAAGGCAUUCUUUAGUUCAAACACUGGUAAUAUUAUGAUGAAAAUAAUAAAAUAAGAAUAUCUAAUUAAACACAUACUAGUAGCUGUCAUAGUCAUGUUUGUUGUGCAUCUCUUAAAUGUUGGGUUUGUUUUUCUGAAAAUACAUGAUAGCAAGUAUCUGACUUUCCUAAAUGCAUUUGGAAACUGCUUGUGAUAAACUGGCUUAAGGGCAGGGAGGAGAAGGCAGAAACUAAGCCCUUUUGCACUAUUUAAUUGUAGCAUUUUCUAGCUUAAGAGGUAAUAGUUUGGAAUCUUGAAUUUUUCCUGGGGACAAAUACAAACAUGGUAGAUCCUUGAAAAAACAUAAGAGGUUAUUCAGGAGUCUCUCUUCCUCUCCAUCUCCCUGAAGGUUCAGGAAUAAGCAAAGGAAAGAAUAAUCAAACAAAGGAGCACACAUCUGAUGUUUAAGCCCUCCUCCAGCACUUUUUAUGUACAUAACCAGAAGUCACUCAAGCAGCUGCAGCACAUUAGUUACGAUAGUUUAACAGGCAGCUUUACAGCUCUGAUAAAGGUUGUGCUAAAGCAAUUUCUUCCUCUCAUGCUCACUUGCUAUGAUAGCUCAGAAGUGAUCUUUGGCAGUAGGGCUGUGAAAGGAGUGGUAAUGUUUAAUCGGUUUCUGUGGAGGAGUUAGCUUGCUUUUUCCUUUGUAGAUCAUUAUCUAUAGAAAGACGUUAAGGGCAGGCACACCAUGUUGAAAACAGAAUAGGCUGAACUGGUGCAGGGUCUCUGAACAGUUCUUGGGAACUGAUUUAGAACGGAAAUAUUUUAAGCAGUUAAGCCAACAUUAGAUUGUGUUAGACCUUAAUAACAAAGUUACUUGAGAAACAUGGCUCAGAAGACAAGUUCGGAGAAUUUGCCUGUUCCUGAAGUGGAUAAUACACACAGUCAAAAUCCAUGGCUAAAUGAAGAUCUUGUGAAGACCCUGAGGGAAAACCUGUUGCAACAUGAAAAGUCCAGGACAACUCAAAAAUCUUCACCUGCUUCUCCCCGGCUAUGUCCAGUUAUUUCUCCUCGAAACUCUCCCAGGCUCUUGAGAAGGAUGUUUUUAAAUAGCAACAUACCAAAACAGCGUCGUUUCACUGUGGCACAUACCUGUUUCGAUGUAGACAAUGGUACAUCAUCCGGACGAAGUCCCUUGGACCCCAUGACAAGCCCUGGGUCAGGGCUAAUUCUUCAGGCAAAUUUUGUCCACAGUCAGCGUAGGGAGUCUUUCCUUUACCGGUCAGACAGUGAUUAUGAUCUGUCUCCAAAGUCCAUGUCCAGGAAUUCCUCCAUUGCCAGUGAUAUACAUGGAGAUGACUUGAUUGUGACACCAUUUGCUCAGGUUCUGGCCAGCCUGCGUACUGUCCGGAAUAACUUUGCUGCAUUAACCAAUUUACAGGACCGGGCACCCAGCAAAAGAUCACCCAUGUGUAGCCAACCAUCUAUUAACAAAGCAACUAUAACAGAGGAGGCCUACCAAAAACUGGCUAGCGAGACCAUGGAGGAGCUGGACUGGUGCCUGGACCAGCUGGAGACCCUGCAGACCAGGCACUCCGUCAGCGAAAUGGCCUCGAACAAGUUUAAAAGAAUGCUCAAUCGUGAGCUAACCCACCUCUCUGAAAUGAGCAGGUCAGGCAAUCAGGUCUCAGAAUAUAUAUCAAACACUUUCUUAGACAAGCAACAUGAAGUUGAAAUCCCUUCUCCAACACAGAAAGAGAAAGAGAAAAAGAAGAGGCCAAUGUCCCAGAUCAGUGGAGUCAAAAAACUCAUGCACAGCUCCAGCCUAACUAAUUCCAGUAUUCCCAGGUUUGGAGUUAAAACAGACCAAGAAGAUGUCCUUGCCAAGGAACUUGAAGAUUUGAACAAGUGGGGCCUUCAAGUUUUCAGAGUAGCUGAGUUAUCUGGAAACAGACCUCUGACUGUCAUCAUGCAUACUAUUUUUCAGGAGCGGGACUUGUUAAAAACUUUCAAGAUUCCAGUAGAUACUUUAAUAACUUACUUGAUGACCCUGGAAGACCAUUACCAUGCAGAUGUGGCGUACCACAAUAACAUUCAUGCUGCAGAUGUCGUUCAGUCAACCCAUGUCCUACUGUCAACCCCAGCAUUAGAGGCGGUGUUUACUGAUUUGGAGAUUCUUGCAGCAAUUUUUGCCAGUGCAAUACAUGAUGUAGAUCAUCCUGGAGUUUCAAACCAAUUUCUUAUCAACACAAAUUCUGAACUCGCCUUGAUGUACAAUGACUCAUCAGUACUGGAGAAUCAUCACUUAGCUGUGGGUUUCAAGCUGCUGCAGGAAGAAAAUUGUGACAUUUUCCAGAAUUUGACCAAAAAACAGAGACAAUCAUUGAGGAAAAUGGUCAUUGACAUUGUACUUGCAACAGAUAUGUCUAAGCAUAUGAAUCUACUGGCUGAUUUAAAAACUAUGGUUGAAACUAAAAAAGUGACCAGUUCUGGUGUCCUGCUUCUUGAUAACUAUUCAGACAGGAUUCAGGUUCUUCAGAAUAUGGUGCACUGUGCAGAUCUGAGCAACCCUACCAAGCCACUCCAUCUCUACCGCCAAUGGACAGACAGAAUAAUGGAGGAAUUUUUCCGUCAGGGAGACCGGGAAAGAGAGAGGGGAAUGGAGAUAAGUCCCAUGUGUGAUAAGCACAAUGCAUCUGUAGAAAAAUCGCAGGUGGGUUUUAUAGAUUACAUUGUUCAUCCUUUGUGGGAGACAUGGGCAGAUCUCGUUCACCCAGAUGCCCAGGAUAUCUUAGAUACACUGGAGGACAAUCGAGAAUGGUACCAGAGCACAAUCCCUCGAAGUCCCUCUCCUGCACCUGAAGAAAAAGAAGAGGGAAAGCAGGGUCAAACUGAAAAAUUCCAGUUUGAACUAACACUGGAGGAAGAUGGUGAGUCAGACACCGAAAAGGACAGUGGAAGUCAAGUAGAAGAAGACACCAGCUUCAGUGAUUCCAAGACUCUUUGCACCCAGGAUUCAGAAUCCACUGAAAUUCCUCUUGAUGAACAAGUAGGGGAAGAAGUGGAAGAGGAGGAGAACCAAACAGCAGAGCCUUGUGUGGUAGAAGAACAUUCUCCUGACACAUAACAAUGAAAAUACAGUCUCU